CUCCGGGAGCGUGGGGACGGGGUCAGGGUCAGGGACCGGGGACCGGGGACCGGGGACAGGGACAUGUCGGGAGCCGAGGCCCAGCACCGGCGGCUGCAGAAGGCGGUGGACGGGAUGGUGCAGGCACUGGAGAGAGAGCAGAUCCGGAAGAUGCAGGGGAAGAUGUUCCGGUGCAGCGCAGACUGCUGCGAGAAUGGGAACGCGUCCAUGGAGGAGGUACAUCAGUGUAUCGAGCGGUGCCACUCCCCUCUUGCCAAGGCCCAGGCUGCUGUCACUGGGGAGCUCGAGAGGUUCCAGAAUCGGCUGCAACGCUGCAUGAUGGACUGCAACGACAAAGGGAAGGACGCCUUCGAUUCCGGACUCAAAGAGCCCGAUGUCAGACUAAAGGUGGAGUCCUGUGUCACUAAAUGCGUGGACGAUCAUGCAGUCCUCAUCCCAAGCAUGACGCGUACACUAAAGGAAUCAUUGACCUCCAUAGCAAAAUGAGGCAGCACCUCAGGUCUAAAGUCAGAUUUCGACUCGUCCAUUUGAUGGUUCUUUUACUCUCGUUGAUUUCUGCACUAAAGGGAGCUUGGUACCAGGCAGCAGGUGCUAAGCACUAAAUAUUUUACAGGGGAGGCAACAGAUGUGCUUCUACCUCCCCGCCCCACCACUGCUCUCCUCACCGGAUCACAACCAGGACCUACAUUUGCGUGGGAUUGUGGGUGUGCUCCCCGUCUUAUCUAUGGUGUUUCUACCCUGCAGUUAACUACCCUGCAGUUAAUCCCACAGUUCUAUUUGUACUUGAUAAGCCUGCUGUUUGCAUUCCGACGAACAGUGUUGAAUUCUACUAGUUGAGUAUGUUAGGGAUUUUUUUCUGUCCGCAACGCACUGCAAAUGGUACAGCACCCUGCAGUCACAACUUAGCAAGUGCAACGAGAGUAUGGCUGAAAAGAGAAAUGUGGCUCAGAAACUUUUUGACUUGCCACCCAUCUUUUCUCCAGUACUGUAAAUAAUUGUAAUUGUUUGAAAAUUGCCAUUCUUGUAUUUGUCCCGAUGAGUGCAAGAUGAAAGGCUUUGGCAACAUGUCUCUCUUUUCAGCAAUUCGUCAAACUCUAAAGCAGGAACAUUAUCGUUUCACACUUGACUGCCACCCCUGGUCCUGUCCCUGCGUCAGUCUUGAGUUUCGAUUUUCGCCAGCUCCAUAAUAUUCUGCAAGAAUUCUGAUUUAAAUGGCCGAUCAGGAAGGAGCCGAAAUAAAUUCAGAGUUUUUGGUUUUAUUUCUGCUUUGCUCAAGAGUUGUGGGGUGUCUGACAUAACACUGCUGCUGACCACCAUCGCUCUGUGUCGUUUGAACCUUGGAAAUAAGUGUGUAAACAUUUACAAGUGGAUGAAAACACUUCCUGCAACCAGAGACUAAAGAGGAGAAUCGGCUUUUUUUGUUGGAGUGUAACCAAAGAUGUCCUGUUGUAAAUUUGUGUUAUCAUAAUGCUGCCUUGAGAGGUAUACUAUGAAGCCUUUCUGUGUCUUAUUCAUCUUCCAUCUGGAGUUGGUUUAACUGUGAAGUUUUCCUACAUGGGACUGUGUGUGCAAUGUCCAAUUAAAGAAAGAUUUUCAUCA
Carcharodon carcharias (great white shark) is the source of this 1599-nucleotide messenger RNA. RefSeq names its product family with sequence similarity 136 member A (gene timcc). The record is from RefSeq and is a predicted model, not a curated record. NCBI's taxonomy places the organism in Eukaryota, Metazoa, Chordata, Chondrichthyes, Lamniformes, Lamnidae. The coding region runs from base 64 to 486 and encodes 140 amino acids. The transcript has 4 exons. Gene Ontology annotation, cellular component: cytoplasm.